AUGUCGAAGUUAAGAACACCCUCAAUUUGGAAUUCGAAUACUGUUCGUUUCUAUUCAGAAAAGAAAUCCAAUGAAGCCAAUGAAUCAGAGAUUGAUGCUGAAGCUGAAGCUGAACAAAAUUUAUCAGAAGAUGCUAAAAGAAUUCAAGAAUUGGAGUCUAAAUUACUUGCAAAGGAUAAAGAAGCUGCAGACUUGAAAGACCGAUUAAUAAGAUCAAUAGCUGAUUUCCGUAAUUUACAAGAAGUUACCAAAAGAGAUGUUCAAAAGGCAAAAGAUUUUGCAUUACAAAAAUUUGCUAAGGAUCUAUUAGAAUCUGUGGAUAAUUUUGGACAUGCUUUAGGAGCAGUUAAGACAGAAACAGUUGAACAACAUGAAGAAGUUGCAACCUUAUACGAUGGUGUCAAAAUGACCAAGGAUGUUUUUGAGAAAACAUUGACAAGACAUGGAUUAGAGAAAAUUGACCCAUUAGGUGAAGUUUUCGAUCCAAAUAUGCAUGAGGCUACUUUUGAAUUGGUUCAACCUGAUAAGGAACCUGGUACUGUGUUCUUCGUUCAACAACAUGGUUAUACAUUGAACAAUAGAGUUUUAAGACCAGCUAAGGUUGGUGUUGUCAAGGAGCAAGAAUAA
This is a messenger RNA of Hansenula anomala, 627 nucleotides long. RefSeq names its product mitochondrial nucleotide exchange factor MGE1 (gene MGE1). Bases 1 to 627 code for a protein of 208 amino acids. The transcript has a single exon. Gene Ontology annotation, biological process: protein folding; protein import into mitochondrial matrix. Gene Ontology annotation, cellular component: PAM complex, Tim23 associated import motor. Gene Ontology annotation, molecular function: protein homodimerization activity; protein-folding chaperone binding; adenyl-nucleotide exchange factor activity. NCBI's taxonomy places the organism in Eukaryota, Fungi, Ascomycota, Saccharomycetes, Phaffomycetales, Wickerhamomycetaceae. The record is from RefSeq and is a predicted model, not a curated record.